Auxenochlorella protothecoides is the source of this 258-nucleotide messenger RNA. RefSeq lists its product as hypothetical. The record is from RefSeq and is a predicted model, not a curated record. The coding region runs from base 1 to 258 and encodes 85 amino acids. The transcript has 2 exons. NCBI's taxonomy places the organism in Eukaryota, Viridiplantae, Chlorophyta, Trebouxiophyceae, Chlorellales, Chlorellaceae.
AUGAGUGCUACUGUGACACCGCUGCCAUCACCCUUGGAGAAGCACCCCAGAGGUGUUGAUGCCUCCUGGUGUGCUCACGUGACCACGCAACGCCCCUGGCGGAGCAGUGGACAUCCUGUUCUGCCUGAUUGUGUUGUGGCUGCAAUGGACGAGCCACUAAUGCAUGGGCAUAGCAGCAAGUUGCAUUGGUGCCCCUGUUGCAUUGGCUGGCCUUGCACCCAGUGGGCCCAGCGGAAGCCUGGCUUGCGACUGGUUUAG